Molecule: messenger RNA, 1338 nt
Organism: Nerophis lumbriciformis (worm pipefish)
Lineage: Eukaryota; Metazoa; Chordata; Actinopteri; Syngnathiformes; Syngnathidae
Source: RefSeq, a predicted model, not a curated record
AUGAACUCUGAAGUGGAUUACGGGGGUCCCGGAAGCAGCGGGAACGGAAAAUUGCGACAGUGGCUGAUUGAACAGGUGGAUUGUGGGAAAUAUCCCGGUUUGGUGUGGGAGAACGAAGAGAAAACCAUCUUCAGGAUACCGUGGAAGCAUGCAGGCAAACAGGACUACAACCGGGAAGAGGAUGCUGCGCUUUUUAAGGCCUGGGCGCUGUUUAAAGGAAAGUAUAGGGAAGGGGUCGACAAGCCUGACCCGCCGACGUGGAAGACGCGUCUCCGCUGUGCCCUUAACAAAAGCAACGACUUUGAGGAGCUAGUGGAUCGCAGCCAACUGGACAUUUCGGACCCUUUCAAGGUUUACCACAUCAUUCCUGAGGGCGCCAAGAAAAGGACGAGAGAAGAGGACAGUCCAAUGAACUAUUUAAUGAAUUCAGCCUAUCCUACCCUUCAAACUCAGAUACCACAGUAUGUUCCCUCGCCAGAAUGUGGCUGGAGAGACUUCAGUCAGGAGUAUGCCCCUUUGCCAGAGAUUCCCUUUACUCCGUGUCCAUGUCCUCCCCGCAGCCUGCCAUGGCAGGGCGCAUCAGUGGAUAAUGGAUACCAGCUAAGAGCCUCAAUUUACUCUUAUGGUUCUGCUGACAGUCAGCCUUCACCCUUUAGUCUGGACACCAGCAUCAGAUCAGCAGAAGCACUUAGAGAUCCACGCCUACAUAUCACAGUAUAUUUGCGGGACACUCUAGUGAAGGAGGUGACGACCUUCAGCCCAGAAGGCUGCCACAUCACUCCAGCCUCCCCAGAAAAUACACACUACUUGUCCCCAGGAGGCCACGAUGUGGUACCACUGCCUAUGGAAACCAUUUCAGCUCAGAUGAGUGGAGAGGAGCGUCCCGCGAGUCCCUCUUCCUCCUUCGAAGGAGGCGUGCUGUGUUGGAUGGCCGCAGAUGGACUCUACGCUCGGCGUCUGUGUGAGGGCAGAGUGUAUUGGCAGGCGGGACUGACACCCUAUGGGGAAAAGCCUAAAAAGCUCGACAGAGAGGUCGCCUGUAAACUACUCCACAUGCAGGAUUACCUUGCAGAGAUCCAGAGUUAUAGUCUCCAUGGUCGACCACUGACCACCCACUUCCAGGUUCUUCUGAGUUUUGGAGAUGAGUGUCUUGAACCUCAAAGAGCAUCUCUCAAUGUCCAGGUGGAGCCCCUGUUCGCAAGACAGCUCUUAUACUAUGCACAGCAGACAAGCGGACACUUCUACCGCAGCUACGAGCACUCGGGACUCAUGGAACAUACUAGCUUAUCAGAGGACUAUCACAGGGCCCUUACACAGCAUCACGGCCUGCAGAAGUGA